This is a messenger RNA of Macroventuria anomochaeta, 1413 nucleotides long. RefSeq lists its product as uncharacterized. The record is from RefSeq and is a predicted model, not a curated record. Bases 1 to 1413 code for a protein of 470 amino acids. The transcript is spliced from 2 exons. Lineage: Eukaryota; Fungi; Ascomycota; Dothideomycetes; Pleosporales; Didymellaceae.
AUGGCGGUGCGAACGCAAGAGAAGCCUCACAAGGCUGAAGAUGAAGGCGAUGUCUCAAACUGCGUACACAACCUUAUAGAAGCAUUCACAAAUGGCCUCAACAUCUUCAAGCGCUUGCGCGAAAGAAGGCAAAAACAUAAAGCGCGCAAACAAAGUCAACCCCCAGAACCGAUGCAGAGCGCAGAGCUGCAACUGUCCAAUUCACUGCGCAGAGGUCCACAAGAUCUAGCGGAGAGGUACGAAGAAUGCUAUCGACAGAAGGGUAUGCGGCACAGAUUCGCAGAGGGUGACUCAAUCGCUCACGCAUCUCUUGCCGAAAUCUUGAUGAGGCUCAACACAGGCCUCGUCGGCAUCAUCACCACAUUCCUGCACCAUGAAAAUAAAGGCACCCAUAGCCACAUGAACCUGAAUUACAAGUCCUUGACAGAUUUAUCCGAAGCAUCAAGACGAGAUGCGCUGACAAGUAUGAGCCAAUUAUACCAACGCCUGAGCCACUUGCAACUACAGAUCCACCCUGCGCUUAAGUCGAAGACACCACAAUACUGUGAAUCGUCAGGCAACAGCUCCGACUCCAGCAAAGAUACCAAGAAGUCCACCGCUUCUCGUCGCCGCCCUAGCGGUUCCCACGUGACGCGUAUGCCAAUUAAGAGCUCUAGCCAGCCUCAGCUCUGCAUGGUGCGGUCUAAGUCAAGAAAUACUUCAAGAAAAGACAAUGCUUCAAGCAGCAACUCUAGCACAUCGAAACCUGACUUAAAGUCAAGCUCACCCCACGCAUCGCCGUAUGCCUCGCCCCUACAAUCGCCAGUUCCUGAGUACGCUGUCCUGGACCCAAUGAUUCAGUGUAGAUCAGACUUCAAAAGCGCCGCACACGCUCGAGGCGCAUAUGCAGACGCGCCACUACCACGACCAAAUACUGACCGCAAACGCGUCGAAUCCCUCGAUGCUAUCCGCCCAGUCGCAUGGUCACCCUACGCUCAGCCGUACGACUAUUUCUCCUUCAUGCCCGAGCAUAUCCACCAACCAAUCCCAGAGCUGCCCCAAUUUACCUCAACCCCGAGGAAGAGCUCAGCAUCACCGGCCACCAAAAAGCCGCCGCCCGUUCCAGCCAAACCGUCAUCUCUCAGCAACGCCACCAAGCCAGCAGCACCAUCCGUGUCAGCGCCAAUGAAGAGGAGACUAGAUAAAGUGACGCCGAGCUCGUAUACAUUUGCGAGCGAUAGCACGAAGCUGGGCGAGAUUCCCGAGAGCAGGUGGGCGAAGCCGUGGGAUUACGAACAUGCAGAGAUGCUGAAUAAUAUGGCGGCUGCGGCUGCGAAGGUGAGAGUUCCGACGCCGGCCGCCGAAGAGAAAGGAAAGGGGAAAGAGAAGGAGAGGAAGGGGCUGAGGUUUUGGAAACGGGGGGAGACUGUUUAG